UGUAUGUUCUAUAUAUAUAUAUAUAUAUUAAAAUUUAUUUAAAAUUAUUAUGCGAAAAGAAGUAUCAUGAAUGACUUAUUGUUAAUUGAAAGAUGUAAUAACAAAAAUUCAACAUUAUAAAAAUAUCAGGUUAUGGACAUGCCGGUAUUUCGUUCUGCUGUAGUUUCGCUUGAAAGUAAUGUGUAGGUUAGAGUUAAAAUUAGGUAAAGUUUAUUGGAAAUAGAAAGUCUGAAUAUAUUAUAUUUCAUCAAUGUUUGCAUUUUUGCGUGCAAAAUGAGUGACGAUGUACUAAAAAAAGGAACAAUAAUUUGUACUGGCAAACCGUUUGCUUCUGCUCUUAAUUCGAAACACAGAACCACUCGAUGUGAUAAUUGUUUGAAAUGUGGGAAGGUAUUAAAGUGCUCAGCUUGUCAGUAUGUAUAUUAUUGCGAUCGUAGUUGCCAAAGAGAAUCCUGGUCGAUACAUAAGAUGGAAUGUGCACAUUUAAAGAGGAUUUUCCCAAAGAUUGUACCAGAUGCAGCACGACUUAUGGCACGUAUAAUUUUCAAGCUCAAUCGAAGUGGGGCUGACGAAGUGGGCUAUUAUACUGAAAAGAAUUUUAGAAGAUUUAAAGAUUUAAUGUCACAUUAUUCGGAUCUGAAGAAAGAUGCAAAGCGAAUGGAGCAUUUCACCACAUUAUGUGCAGUUUUAUUCGAGUUUCUUGGGGGAGAAAUAAUGCCUAACACUGCAGAGUUGAUGGGUAUUUACGGUAGAAUGUGUACUAAUUGUUUUAACAUAUUGGAUGUUAAUAUGAAUACUAUUGGAGCUGGUAUUUAUCUGGGAGCAUCUGUGAUGGAUCACAGUUGCAAUCCCAAUGCGGUUGCAGUUUUUGAAGGAACUACUAUUGUUAUCAGAACAAUAGUCGAUCUUCCAUCUUUAGAUUGGUCACAGAUACGAAUAUCAUACAUUGAUUUACUCAAUUCUAACAAGGAUAGACGUGAAGAAUUGCACAAUUCAUAUUACUUUUGGUGUGAUUGCGAAAGAUGUAAGCAAGUAGAACCUAUGGCUGAAGCAGCUGCAUGUCCAAACUUAUCAUGUGACUCUCCAUGUCUGAUUGAAACUGAUAAUUGUGAAAAAUGUGGUACAAAAAUAUCAGAGAAAUUUAAAGACACUUUUCGGGAAGUUACUGACUUUACCACUAAACAUUUAGAAGAAAUGAAGACUAUGGCUUAUCUUGAUGUCAGUAAGAUAUGUUUGAAAAAGCAGAAGAAUGUACUGCAUAAGUUUAAUAUACAACAUAUUCGUACGUUGGAAACAGCUCAUAUUGCAGCUAUGAACCUAGAAUAUUGGGAAGAUGCAGAGUUAUAUGGCAGAGAACUUGUACCAGGAUAUUUAUUGUAUUACGGAGAAAUACAUCCUUUGACAGGAUUGCUAUAUCUUACGAUUGGAAAGAUACAAUUGCACUUGGAAAAAUCAAAAGAAGCGCUUAAAGUAUUAGAAAAGGCAAACAAUGUAUUAAUGAUAACGCAUGGUGAAAAGCAUUCCUUAAUGAGAGAAGAAUUGAAACCUUUACUCUACCAAGCUAUUAUGAAAUCGAAUGGAAAUAUUAAUGGCAUUCAAUGAUUUAAAAAUUUUCUA
This is a messenger RNA of Nylanderia fulva, 1617 nucleotides long. RefSeq names its product SET and MYND domain containing, class 3 (gene Smyd3). Gene Ontology annotation, cellular component: nucleus. Gene Ontology annotation, molecular function: protein binding. The record is from RefSeq and is a predicted model, not a curated record. Lineage: Eukaryota; Metazoa; Arthropoda; Insecta; Hymenoptera; Formicidae.